AUGGAAACGCUGCGCGACGGCGAGAGACUGGCACGCGCGGCGCGUCGGGCCCACGAGGUGGGCAAGCCGGUGAUCGCCUACAAGCUCGGCCGCUCGGAGAUCGGCCAGGAGCUCGCGAAAUCCCACACCGGCGCCAUCGCGGGAUCGGAUGCGACCUUCGAUGCCUUCUGCCGUCGCCAUGGCAUCGCGCGCGUGUCGAUGUUCGAAUCGCUGAUCGACGUGCCGGCGCUGCUGGUCGACCGGCCCGUGUCGAGGCGUGGCAGCCAUCGCGUCGCCGUGGCGACGACCACCGGCGGUGGUGCGGCGAUGGUGGUCGACAGCAUGGCAGUGGCCGGGCUCGAGAUCGCCGGGCCGCCAAACAAUCUCGUGGAGUGGCUAAAGCCGCCGGGCAUCGCGGCCGGCGACGGCAAGCUGGUCGAUCUCACCCUGGCCGGCGCCAAGCCCGAGAUCGUGGCGGGCACGAUCGAGCGCCUGCUGGCCGACGACGGCAACGAUGCGGUGAUCUUCGUGGUCGGCUCGUCCGCGCAGUUCAAUCCCGAACUGGCCGUCGAACCGCUGCUGCGCUUCGCCGGAUCGGGCAAGCCCUUCGCCGUCGCGCUCACUCCUUCGGCCUGA
Molecule: messenger RNA, 615 nt
Organism: Ostertagia ostertagi
Lineage: Eukaryota; Metazoa; Nematoda; Chromadorea; Rhabditida; Trichostrongylidae
Source: the annotation of a GenBank genome assembly